AUGGCGUCGAAUGAUCUGGACGAAAACAUGGGGCGUGAUCCAGACUCUAUGAUCUUGCGCAGGGCUCACUUUACCCAUGAGCUCGAAGCAAAGAAGAAGCUCAAUUCCACUUUGUUAACUAGCUUCCCUGCCAUAGGUGGCCUACUUGUUGGCUAUGAUUUUGGCUGCAUCAAUGGACUUCUGCGGUUCGAACCCUUCAUUGACGCAAUUGAGGGCUCUAGAACAGUGGAAAUGUCUAGAAACAAUGUGGCUCUUAUUGUUUCCCUACUCUUCUGCGGUUGUAUUAUCGGGGCCAUUGCCGGUGGUGCUCUUGGCGAUCGACUGGGUCGUAAGUGGCUCAUUCAGCUUAGCUGUGCUGUCUACGUCUCGGGUGUUUUCUUUCAAAUUUCGUUUGAUUUAUAUGAUGCCGCCUUCAUACUGGUCCUUAUUGGCCGCCUGAUCGGUGGGAUCGGCACCGGUCUCAAUUAUGUUGGGACUCUGCUAUACAUGACAGAAACAUGUCAUUCUUCCCUCCGAGGGUUCUCACUUGCCGCAUAUCAAGGAUGUGUUGCUUUAGGCCUACUGAUAGCCGCCUUGAAUGUCUAUGCAGUUGAUAAGCGUACCGACAUAUCUGCCUACAGAUGGCUUGUUGGGUGUCAAUUUAUCUGGCCUGCAGUUUUGGCGACAGCCGUUUCUAUGAUCCCCGAAUCGCCACGUCAUUUGGUAAACAUAGGUCGCAAUGAAGAGGCCUACAGGGCUUUAAUUCGUCUGCGGGCUCCACGGUCGCGGGACAAGUCAGAUAUCCGGCGCAUACAGAUGGAGCUGAGUGAAAUCUAUCUCAGCCACGAGGUUGGCUUAGGUCCAGAGAAAGUCGCUUUUCGAAAGGUUGCAAAGGAAUGGCUUGGCGCACGUUCAGCCAACUUAGUGGUGCACCCGUUGACUGUCAGUAUCCUUCUACAAACUAUGUAUCAGUGCACAGGCGUAAGCUUCGUCACACUCUCAGCAACCUCGCUGGCUAGAACUGAUGAAGCUCUAUGUGACCCACUUGUGAUCGCCCUUGUGCUUUCGAUUGUCCAGCUUUGUGGCACACCUGUGUACAUGUGGUCAUUCAAGAAGUUCGGUCAACGAUGGACGCUUAUUGUUAGCGCAUUGGCUAUCUCGACUUGCCACCUUCUCACUGCCAUUGCCGGUAUGGCAGCCAGUGUCACUGACAAAAGCUUGGUGGUCGGUCGUGUCCAACUCGUUCUUGUUUCCCUGUUCGUUUUGCUGGUCGCAUCGAGCUGGGUCCCUGCAGUGUGGAUCAUUAUUGGUGAAAUUCCUUGCACCGCCACGAGAUCCCGUGACAUUGGGAUUUCCGCCGGGGUUCACUGGCUAUGGACCGGCGUCAUUUCCGCCACCACGCCAUACCUUGUUGAGGUCGAGUGGUUGAGGCGAUCUGGCAUCUUUUUUAUAUUUGCAUGCCUAUGUCUAUGUAGCUCGUUGUUUGUGUACUUUCUUGUCCCUGAGACGAGUAAACUAUUCCUUGAGUAUAUUGAGGUGAUAGUUCGGGAAUCUGAUCCCCGCACUAUGCAAGAGUGGAGGCCUGAUGUUACUUUCGGUUGGCGGAGAGAUCCUAGAACUGAAAUGCAGUAUUGCCGAGUGCCCCGAAUCCGGAGACGCUGGCAAUCACACACAAAGGAAAAUGCUAGUGACAUGUUAGAGUAG
Molecule: messenger RNA, 1683 nt
Organism: Fusarium proliferatum ET1
Lineage: Eukaryota; Fungi; Ascomycota; Sordariomycetes; Hypocreales; Nectriaceae
Exons: 3
Coding region: 1-1683 (560 amino acids)
Biological process (GO): transmembrane transport; carbohydrate transport
Cellular component (GO): membrane
Molecular function (GO): carbohydrate:proton symporter activity
Source: RefSeq, a predicted model, not a curated record